This is a messenger RNA of Seminavis robusta, 2303 nucleotides long. NCBI's taxonomy places the organism in Eukaryota, Bacillariophyta, Bacillariophyceae, Naviculales, Naviculaceae. The record is from the annotation of a GenBank genome assembly.
UUGAUUCGCAACCUCAUGAGCGGCAAAAGUAGUGCGGGAGUUGCCAUCGGGGCAUCGGGGCAUCAUUUAUCCAUCCAACGCAGCCCAAGUCUUGUUGAUAAGUCGACUGACACUUGCCAAUUUUCUUGAAGGGAAUCCGCCUAUUUGCCUCUUACCAUACCCAAAGCUCAUCAUGCAGCAACGUUACAGUUAUUCCAAGUGAAUGUUGUGCAGAGGCAGUCGCAUAAGCAAACCGAUUCACCAGGCACUACUACCUUGCUCCUUUGGUACCUGCUGGGCACCACAGAAUUUAAUCGAACUGCAUUAAAGUCAAGAUGAGAAUACAAGAAGUACAAUCGAUCCUGUUGGCUGCACUUGUCAGUUUGUCGGCUCCGCUGUCAGUAGACGGCGCUGUCGGUGAUCUACUCUGGAGUGAAGAGUUUGACUACACUGGAACUCCAGACCCUUCCAUCUGGUCGCAUGAUGUCGGAAACAACAAUGGUUGGGGGAACAAUGAGCUUCAGAUUUACACGUCCGACAGCUCCAACUCGAUUGUCCAGGAUGGUAUUCUGAGAAUCAUGACUCGAAGGAAUGGAAAUUCCAAUACGUUCACAUCGGCCCGUAUCAAGACAGAAAACAAAGUAAGCUUUACGUAUGGGACACUCGAGGCCCGAAUCCAAGUGCCCGACAUGGAUGCCGGUCUUUGGCCCUGCUUUUGGACCAUGGGAGAAGAUUUCUAUCAGGUCGGAUGGCCCAAAGCUGGUGAGGUCGAUAUCAUGGAAAUGGGACAAGGAUUGGCUAUCAAUGAAGGUCUCGUCAACCAAAGAGUGGUCAGUGCAGCUCACUGGGAUAUCUUUGGCCAGUAUGCCACCUAUGCAAAAUCGUAUGAUUCUCCCACAGACCUCAGUCAGGAUUAUCACAUUUACAAGCUGGAAUGGACGCCUGAUUCUAUGACUACCUAUGUUGACGGAAACUGGAUCUGGGAAAUCGACAUUACAGACGGCCAGUGUCCAAGCUGUACCGAGUUGCAUCAGCCCCAUCAUAUCUUGUUGAACAUGGCUGUCGGCGGUGGCUUCACCAGUGGAGGAACGUCCAGUUCAGCUGCCGGUAGCAGCAGUAGCGGUUGUGAGGGAUCCAGCAGCGCUGCCGGUGACGCGUCCUCUGGAGGAUGUUCCUCAAGGGGUCCGGAUGACAUCACCGCCCCACUCCCAGCAGAGCUUAAAGUGGACUGGGUUCGACUCUACGACAAUGGAUACACAACUGUCAAUUUGCCCCCCACACCAGUGCCCACUCCGGUACCAACUGCCAGGGAUCGCUUACCAGCUACUCCUAAUCCAACUCCUCUCCCUACGACACCGCUUCCCACCCCCUUUCCCACCCCAAUGCCCACUAAUCCCAUCCCUGUCACCUACGCUCCCGUGCCUUCUCCCGUGACAUCUGUCCCGCUGUCUCCAUCGAAUCGAUUCCCAUACCCGGUAGAGCCUGUAACACCUCAAGUUCCUGUAAGCGGGGGUAAAGGUGGAAAAGGCGGAAAGAAAGGAAGCUUCAGUCGAAGUGCAACAUCAUCCGGAGUCAGUUUAGGCAAAGGUAAAGGUGGUCUCAAAGGUGGAAGUCGAAGUGCAACUGCCACGAGUUUUGGCAAGGGUGGAAAAGGCAAUCUGGGUGCCGCUGGUAGCCGACUGGGAACAAGUUCCAAAGGAAAAGGACGGUGGAGUCGAAGUGGAGCAACCGCAGGAACCCAACGAACCACAGCCGACGGCACACCGCUGGAUACUACCACAUCAACCCCGCCGCCAACAGCAACACCGACACAAACUCCCGCAACCCCACCUCCCACGCCACCGAUGGGAAGCUUCGGAUCUGGCGCAGGUGGCACCGAAACGGACAGCGACGAGGACUCACCCGAAACUUCACCAGGGUACUCCCGGGGUUCUGGACCGCAGAGUGUAGUUGCACAAUCCAACGCUGCCACCAGUAGUGCCAAUGCAGUUCCCUUCAUGUUCUUGUCAGUGGCGCUUGCAUUGACGGUCACAUUGGGUCUCAUUAGAAGUUAGCAACCUCAAGUUUGCUAAGCAAAUCGUGAGCUCGCCGGUAGGAGUACGGGAAACUGCGUUCAACAAAGCACAUUGCAUGCUUGGGGACUCCUGGAGUGGUUGCCGGGCAAGUCGGCUUUGAUAUUAGCCUGUCUGAAUAGUUUAUCUCGAUGAUUAGAUUUCCAUUGCAUAACCAAGAGUGCCUUAGAUGAACAGACUAGGAACUGACUGUUGUCAGACAGCCAAAAAAAUGCAUAAGUACUAGCUAGUCUGCCGAUACGAAUGGCUCGU